Copidosoma floridanum is the source of this 735-nucleotide messenger RNA. RefSeq names its product cilia- and flagella-associated protein 410. NCBI's taxonomy places the organism in Eukaryota, Metazoa, Arthropoda, Insecta, Hymenoptera, Encyrtidae. Gene Ontology annotation, biological process: cytoskeleton organization. Gene Ontology annotation, molecular function: protein binding. The record is from RefSeq and is a predicted model, not a curated record.
UGUCAACAACAUUAGUAGCCUUGCUGACUUUCAAAAUUGUACGGAUCUUCGAGAUUUAUUUGUAAGGAAAAAUAACAUAAUAGACAUAAAUGAAGUGUGCUACCUUCAGGGACUUCAAAACUUGAAAAAUCUGUGGCUUGGAGAAAAUCCUUGUGCAGAUUUCGACGGGUAUCGUCUAGCUGUGAUCAAAGCUCUACCGCAAUUAGAAAAAUUGGAUGAUAAAAUAGUAACUCCUGAAGAGGUAGAAACAGCAAAAAUGAGAGGAAAAUCUUUAAUUCAUCCAUUAGGUUUAAUUCAACAAGAAUUCUCGCCACUCCAUUCUGGCCACAAUAGUCUAGAAGUAUUGACUAAAUACAAACAAGAUCAUGAUGUGGACCAAACUAAAAGUUAUAUUUCUUCGGAUGAACAGCAAAGCUAUGAUGAAGCAUCUAUUGCUGACCUACCUCAAGAUACAGACAGAAAAAAUGCUAAUUUUGAUAAGUCAUCCAUUCACCAUUGUCCAUUUACCAAUCGACAUGCGUAUGAGGAAGAUCUGCAUCAUGCAUCUGUUUGGAUCAAACGUAAUGAAAAAGAUAAACAACUGUCGCAGUUACAGUAUCAAAGGAGACCUAUGACUAGGAACUCAAACAUAUUGUCAGCUGUACUGUGUCUAGUAAAAGAGCUAGACUAUCCAAGCUUGGAGGUUGUCGAAAUGGCAGUGAGAAGUCGCAUUGAUGAGCUGGAUGAAUGAUCCUU